Metarhizium acridum CQMa 102 is the source of this 483-nucleotide messenger RNA. The record is from RefSeq and is a predicted model, not a curated record. Lineage: Eukaryota; Fungi; Ascomycota; Sordariomycetes; Hypocreales; Clavicipitaceae.
AUGGAAGUUUCCGCUUAUAACGAGGGCCCGGGCCGAUCCCAGUACAAACGCGGCAAAUACAAUGCGAAUGAGUCUGACUCGUGUCGAUGUCUUUCAGGAUACAUGACAAGACACGGCAUAAUGCAAGGUGGAUACACUGUCAGGAAAGUCUCAGAAUAUCAAGCUUCUCUCGACAAACCUUUCAAGACAAGCACCUAUCUAGUUCUUCUUCUGACUACUCCAGUCUCUUGUCUUUUUACUACCAAAUCAUUCAAAAUAAAGGUCAAUCUCCCUCUUCUCGCCAUCUUUGCCGGCUUUGCCGCUGCUAAGCUCCCUGGCGAUGCCACGGCAAACCAGCUCGACAACAAUGGCGUCGACACCAACACCAUUGACGACUCUUCACUCACUGGACCAAACUACUGCCCUGUUGGCAAGACUUGCUCCAGCGACAAAGAAUGCGGCUUAUGCUCAUGCAAUAACCGGACCAACAAGUGCCAGGAAUAA